AUGUCAUUCUACAGCUCACAAGGAGACGCCAUCGUGACGCCGAGCGACUGGUCAAUGGGCAAGUUUAUUGACUUCAAAGGAGACCAACCUUCUGCUCUAAAGAGGGUCCAUCAGAAAAGACACUCUCUUGAACAUGAACCCAGCUGUUUGUCCUUGAAGAGCGACCACUCAAUGGACGUGUUUAUUGACUUUAAAGGAGAGCAACAGUCUUCUUCAGAGAGUGUCCUGUUUGUGAAGAACGAGCUGAAGAAGAUCCAGAGGGUUCUGAGUCCAGAUUACCCAGAAUCCCUAGAACAUCUGUUGCAGGGUGAGGAUGAAGAGCAGAGAAGGAGCAGCAGAGAGGCGUUUGUGAAGAUCACAGUGAACUUCCUGAGGAGAAUGAAGCAGGAGGAGCUGGCUGAGCGUCUGCAGAGUACUUUUGCUGAAGUUUGUAAAAAGCGGCUGAAGUCUAGGCUGAAGAAAAAGUACCAGUGUGUGUCUGAGGGGAUUGUUAAAGCAGGAAACCCAACCCUUCUGAAGCAGAUCUACACAGAGCUCUACAUCACAGAGGGAGGGACUGGAGAGGUCAACGAUGAACAUGAAGUCAGACAGAUUGAAGCAGCAUCCAGGAAACCACACAGAGCAGAAACAACCAUCAGACAGGAAGACAUCUUUAAACUCCCACCUGGAAGAGAUGAAUUAAUAAGAACAGUAAUGACGAAGGGAGUGGCCGGCAUCGGAAAAACAGUCCUAACACAGAAGUUCACUCUGGACUGGGCUGAAGGAGCCAACCAGGACAUCCAGUUACUGCUUCCAUUCACCUUCAGAGAGCUGAAUGUGCUGAAAGAGAGAAAGUUCAGCUUGGUGAAACUUGUUCAUCACUUCUUCACUGAAACUAGAGAAAUGUGCAGCUUUGAAGAGUUCCAGGUCGUGUUCAUCUUUGAUGGUCUGGAUGAGAGUCGACUUCCUCUGGACUUCCACAACAAUGAGGUCCUGACCGAUGUUACAGAGUCCACCUCAGUGGAUGUGCUGCUGACAAACCUCAUCAGGGGGAACCUGCUUCCUUCUGCUCGUCUCUGGAUCACCACACGACCCGCAGCAGCCAAUCAGAUCCCUCCUGAGAGUGUCUCCAUGGUGAUAGAGGUCAGAGGGUUCGCUGACCCACAGAAGGAGGAAUACUUCAAGAAGAGGUUCAGAGAAGAGGAGCAGACCAGCAGGAUCAUCUCCCACAUCAAGACAUCACAAAGCCUCCACAUCAUGUGCCACAUCCCAGUCUUCUGCUGGAUCACUGCUACGGUCCUGGAGAAAGUCCUGGAAACCAGAGAGGGAGGGGAGCUGCCCAAGACCCUGACUGAGAUGUACAUCCAUUUCCUGGUGGUCCAGGCCAAACUGAAGAAGGUCAAGUAUGAUGGAGGAGAUGGGACGGAUCCACACUGGAAUCCAGAGAGCAGGAAGAUGGUGGAGUCUCUGGGAAAACUGGCUUUUGAGCAGCUGCAGAAAGGAAACCUGAUCUUCUAUACAGCAGACCUGAGAGAGUGCGGCAUCAAUGUCAGAGAGGCUUCAGUGUACUCAGGAGUGUUCACCCAGAUCUUUAGAGAGGAAAGCAGGCUGUACCAGAACCAGGUCUUCUGCUUCAUCCAUCUGAGUGUUCAGGAGUUUCUGGCUGCUCUUCAUGUCCAUCGGAUCUUCAUCACGUCUGGAUUCAACCUCCUGGAGGAACAAAGAUACACCUUUUGUUGGUUUAAAACAAGAGCAGACACUGACCUCUAUCGGAGUGCUGUGGACAAGGCCUUACAGAGUCCAAACGGACACCUGGACUUGUUCCUCCGCUUCCUCUUGGGUCUUUCACUGGAGACCAAUCAGACUCUCCUACGAGGUCUGCUGGAACCAGAACAAAGAAGAUCACAGAACAAUCAGGAAACGGUUAAAUACAUCAAGAAGAAGAUCAGUAAGGAUCUGUCUGCAGAGAAAAGCAUCAACCUGUUCCACUGUCUGAAUGAACUGAACGAUGGUUCUCUGGUGGAGGAGGUCCAACGGUCCCUGAAGUCAGGACGUCUCUCCACAGAAGAACUGUCUCCUGCUCAGUGGUCGGCUCUGGUCUUCAUCUUACUGUCAUCAGAAGAUCUGGAGGUGUUUGACCUGAAGAAAUACUCAGCUUCAGAGAAGGUUCUACAGAGGCUGCUGCCGGUGGUCAAAGCCUCCAAGAAAGUUCUGUUGAGUGACUGUAACCUCUCAGAGGACAUCUGUGCAGAUCUGUCCUCAGUUCUCAGCUCUCAGUCCUCCAGUCUGACAGAACUGGACCUGAGUAACAACCACCUGCAGGAUUCAGGACUGAAGAAGAUGUGUCCUGGACUGGAGAGUCCACACUGUCACCUGGAGUCUCUCAGGUUGAGUGGCUGUAACCUCUCAGAGGACAUCUGUGCAGAUCUGUCCUCAGUUCUCAGCUCUCAGUCCUCCAGUCUGACAGAACUGGACCUGAGUAACAACCACCUGCAGGAUUCAGGACUGAAGAACCUGUGUCCUGGACUGGAGAGUCCACACUGUCACCUGGAGUCUCUCAGGUUGAGUGUCUGUAACCUCUCAGAGGACAUCUGUGCAGAUCUGUCCUCAGUUCUCAGCUCUCAGUCCUCCAGUCUGACUGAACUGGACCUGAGUAACAACAACCUGCAGGAUUCAGGACUGAAGAAGCUGUGUCCUGGACUGGAGAGUCCACACUGUCACCUGGAGUCUCUCAGGCUGUCAGGCUGUCUGAUCUCAGAGGAAGGCUGUGCUUCUUUUGUGUCAGCUCUGAGAUCGAACCCCUCACAUCUGAGAGAGCUGGACCUGAGCUACAACCAUCCAGGAGAGUCAGCAGGGAAGCUUUUGUCUGCUGGACUGGAGGAUCCCCGCUGGAGACUGGACACUCUCAGAUUGGAGAGCUGCAGUUUGUCAGAGGACAUCUGUUCUUCUCUGGUCUCAGCUCUGAAGUCCAACCCCUCCCAUCUGAAACUUCUGGACCUGAGUAACAACAACCUGCAGGAUUCAGGAGUGAAACAUCUGUGUGGAUUUCUGGAGAGUCCAGACUGCAGACUGGAGACUCUGAGAUUGAAGAACUGCAGUUUGUCAGAGAUAAGCUGUUCUUGUCUGGUCUCAGCUCUGAAGUCCAACCCCUCCCAUCUGAAACUUCUGGACCUGAGUGAGAACGACCUGCAGAAUUCAGGAGUGAAACAUCUGUGUGGAUUUCUGAAGAAUCCAGACUGCACACUGGAGACUCUGAGAACUAAAGGUGUAUUCCAGCUGUCGUCUUCCAGGGUGUACACACACAGCUGCUCCACUGCAGCUCUGAACACCUCUGAAGUCCUGCUGCUCUUUACACUGGAUGUGGAGAUGAUGAGAGUGACCAGGACGGAUGAGUCGUGUCCUGAUGGUCCACGGAGGUUGAAGCAGCACCAGUUUGUGUGGACAGACUCUGACUGGACCAUGUUUCAUGAUCCUCCACACACCGAGGAAGAGGAUGAAGAAUUCCUGUGA
This is a messenger RNA of Cololabis saira (Pacific saury), 3489 nucleotides long. RefSeq names its product NACHT, LRR and PYD domains-containing protein 12-like. The record is from RefSeq and is a predicted model, not a curated record. Gene Ontology annotation, molecular function: protein binding. The coding region runs from base 1 to 3489 and encodes 1162 amino acids. The transcript is spliced from 14 exons. Lineage: Eukaryota; Metazoa; Chordata; Actinopteri; Beloniformes; Belonidae.